Molecule: messenger RNA, 793 nt
Organism: Blepharisma stoltei
Lineage: Eukaryota; Ciliophora; Heterotrichea; Heterotrichida; Blepharismidae
Source: the annotation of a GenBank genome assembly
AUGUUGUCCAGAUAUAUUAUUCGCUUUGGCCGUAGCAAUCUAAGGUGCUUCUCACAAGCUGCUCAAGCAGCCCAAGCAGCCCAGCCAGCCCAAGCAGCUCCAAGCAAACCAGAAAGCUCCGCAGAAUCUCUAAUUGGCAAAGGAUCUUCUAAUUUCUCCAAAAAAGUAUUUUAAUAAAUUUAGAUUAAAUGAAAAUCAAAAAAAUCAAUUUUAAGUAAAAUUUUUUAUUGGCAAAGUCAAAGCCGAAAUCACUAAGGACUUCCACGUCGUCGACUUCAAAAAUGUCCCAGCCUUUACUCUUGGCAACUUUAGCGAACGGAUGGAGACAGCUCUUAUCGAUUUGCUCAACGGUCUACGAGGUCUUCAGGGCGGAAAAGGCGCAGUCAACUUCAUUGAAAACAUCCAAGUUUACAGCUUCUUGGAGUAUCAGCCUUUAUCCAAUGCAGCCAAGGUAGAAUCUCUUGGAAACAAUCAAUUCAAAGUCAGCGUUUUUGACCCAGCCAACGCUCCUCAAGUAGAACUCGCCAUAAAGAAAUCUCCUUUUAAGCUUCAAGCUCAGAGAAACCUUGACGUUAUUACUGUGACUAUGACUCCUGAUAAAGAAAACACCCUCAAGGCAGCUGAAAGCUUAGCUGAGGAGACAAGAAAAAAAAUCACUGCAGUUUACCAAGAAGGACUUCAAAGAUUUAAAGGAAGAGACCCUAAUGGCGAAAGAUCAAUGGAGAUCUUGAAGGAAAAAAACCUGCAGCAAGUUGAUAAGUUGUUGGCCAAAAAACAAGACCAAUUUAAGUAA